Molecule: messenger RNA, 861 nt
Organism: Histoplasma capsulatum G186AR
Lineage: Eukaryota; Fungi; Ascomycota; Eurotiomycetes; Onygenales; Ajellomycetaceae
Exons: 4
Coding region: 94-654 (186 amino acids)
Biological process (GO): protein folding; regulation of DNA-templated transcription
Cellular component (GO): cytoplasm; prefoldin complex
Source: RefSeq, a predicted model, not a curated record
AACCACCAUAUAUCGCCAAAAACAAUUAAUCGACUAUCUUUCCUGCUUGUGUCUUGCUCCUCCUAUACCGUCUACCAAAACAAGCGAAGAACGAUGUCCUCACAAAACCAUUCCGCAGAGCAGGAGUCCAGCGAAACCCCUCCUGGAGCAAUCGACCUUGCAGCCCUCUCUGCACCCCAACUCCGCGCCCUCCAAGCCCGCCUAAGCUCAGAGCUAGAACAUCUCACAAGCUCCCACGCAAAGUUACGAAACGCACAGUCGAAGUUCCGCGAUUGCAUCCGCUCGAUAAACGAUGGUGUAGCAGCCCCUAGCGGUGCGGGCUACAGCGGGGGCAAUAAAAGCGUUGCUGCGGAAAAGAGCGAUGAGAUUUUGGUUCCCUUGACGAACUCGUUGUAUGUUAAGGGGAGAUUAGCGGAUAGGAAAAAUGUGAUUGUAGAUGUUGGGACGGGGUUUUUUGUGGAGAAGACGACCUCGAAGGCAAUCGAAUUCUACAAUGGCAAGGUUGACGAGCUAGGUACGAACUUACGAGAGUUGGAGAAGGUCGUUCAAGCGAAGAGCCAAAAUCUGCGCGUUAUUGAGGACGUCCUCCGUCAGAAACUCCUUAGUGAAGCUACAGCAGGCCCCUCUGGCGCAGGAGGUGGUGGUAACUCCUAAUUGCUAGCAGAGAACACUAUUAUCUCCGAUAUCACCCCUCCCUUGGGUUUGACUAUCGAAAGUAUAUACUUGGGAAGUAUACUUCGCAAAUACAAGUUUUUACAUCAUUAUGGUUUCAAUUUCCGCUUUUCCCUUUUAGAGAGUAUCAGGCUAGGUCGUGUUCUUCCCCAUUCACCGUAGGAUGGAUUAGAAGCAGCUGAGUUCUCG